AUGACCGCGUUAGCGCGUGAGGGGAAGCUGAAUGACACGAUUGGCAGAGAUGAGGAGAUACGUCGUGUUAUUCAGAUUCUGUGCCGUCGUACAAAGAACUCUGCGGUACUGAUAGGUGAACCUGGAGUAGGAAAGACCGCUGUUGCAGAAGGACUAGCUCACCGCAUCAAUUUACGUGAUGUCCCAGAGCAUUUGAAGGGUACCAUCUACAGCCUGGACUUGGGCGCACUAUUUGCAGGUGCAGGGAAGGGCGAAUACGAAGCGGCAAGCUUGUUUCCUCGAUCACUGCGCCUCUAUGGCUUACACGUCAUGCGAAGCCAGCAAAACGCAAGUCCGGUGAUACUCUUCAUAGAUGAGCUGCAUCUCAUCACGGUCGGCAAAUCUUCGGGUGGCCAGAGCUCGGGCAUGGAUGCUGCAAAUCUGUUGAAGCCCGCUCUUGCUCGAGGACAGUUCCGAUGCAUAGGCGCCACAACCCUCGCUGAGUAUCGUGAGCAUAUCGAAAAAGAUGGUGCACUGGAGCGCAGGUUCGCGACAGUCCUAGUCAACGAGCCUACUAUCGAGGAAGCAACUACCAUUCUACGUGGGACCCGUGAACGUUACGAAAGCCACCAUCGAGUAUGGAUCAUGGAUCAGGCUAUUGUCACCGCCGUCAAACUUGCACACAGGUACUUAACUGCAAGAAGGCUCCCAGACUCCGCCUUCGAUCUCAUGGACGAGGCGUGUGCUUCUGCAAGAGUCUCUCAGGAUAUGAAACCUGAGGCGAUCGACACCGUUGAGCAAGAACUGUUGCAAAUCGAAGGUCGCAUCAAGGCAAUUGAGCGUGACAACCAUCCCGAAGACGAUCGCGCUCUCGAGGAAGCAAAGAGUGUGCGCGGUAGCCUUGAGACUAGGAAGAAGCGCCUCGAAGAGCAGCAGAAACAGGUUCGGGAAUGGUGGGGAGAUAUUAGCGCACUCAGAGGCCUGAUUAAGGCCAAGAAGGACGACCUUGACAUCGCCAAAAGACUCACUGAGACGGAGAACCGUGGUCCGAAGGUUGCUGACAACGUGAAGGCGUUAAAUACCUAUGAACACCGUCGCUACACAGUUUCUAGGUCGUCGCCGGAUAUAAUAACUCCGGAAAGCAUUGCCGAAGUCGUCGAACGCGCUACCAAAAUUCCUGUGCAACGGUUGCUAGCCUCAGAUAAGACUCGACUUCUGGGUUUGGAAGAUGCACUUGCACAACAGGUUGUUGGCCAGCCGGAGGCGGUUAAAUCAGUCACUAAUGCUAUCCAAUUGUCUCGCACCGGUCUGAACAACGCAAAUAGGCCUAUUGCGUCAUUGCUUUUUACGGGUCCAUCCGGCACUGGGAAGACACUCCUAUCUAAGGCUCUGGCUCAGGAGCUGUUCGGACAAACUACUUCCAUGGUUCGCAUCGACGGCAGUGAAUAUUCUCAGAGUCAUUCCAUCUCCAGACUAAUUGGUUCUCCUCCUGGAUAUGUGGGCUACGACCAAGGCGGUCAACUGACAGAGUAUGUCAGAAGGACGCCUUACUGUAUCGUAUUACUUGACGAAAUCGAGAAGACUUGUCUAGAGUUCCUGACCUUGUUCCUUCAAGUGCUCGAUGAAGGUCGCCUCACUGAUGGACAUGGACGUCUAGUCGAUUUCAGGAAUUGCGUAAUCAUCAUGACUUCGAACGUAGGAGCGGAUCUUCUAAGUGCUGCAGAUAAUCCUAUAAAGGAAGCCGUUCGUCUCAAAGUGAUGGACCGCUUCAAAGAUGCUCGCUUCCCUGUCGAAUUUCUCAACCGUAUUGACGACGUUGUGAUGUUCUGUACAAUGUCACAGGCUGUCAUGAAGAGCAUUUUGAAGAAGAAUCUCCAAGACCUCAAGCAGCGAGAGGGGAUGAAGCGGCUGCACCUUGAUAUCGAUACCCAAGCCGAGAGCUGGUUGAUCUCCGUAGGAAUAUCUCCCCAGUACGGGGCCCGCCCGCUUGCGCGCGUCAUCCAGCGCGAGCUUCUCAACCCACUCUCGCAACGCCUGCUGGAGGGAACAGUCAAGGAAGGGGACGAAUCUAAUGUUCAAGCGCACUACAUCCUCUGGUCUAUCGACAUGUAUCAUGAUGAUGCUGGAAGGAAGGCCCACGGGUCCCGCACCCCUGUAAGUAACUUACUGCCGUCCGGAGAGUCGAGUCAUCCACCUCGCAUGACCCGAGACGCCAUAGCCAACAUGUUCUCAAUCCGCUUCGCGUUGUUCAAGCUUUCACCCCACCCGGCCUGGUGGAUUGCUUAA
Molecule: messenger RNA, 2265 nt
Organism: Postia placenta MAD-698-R-SB12
Lineage: Eukaryota; Fungi; Basidiomycota; Agaricomycetes; Polyporales; Adustoporiaceae
Exons: 17
Coding region: 1-2265 (754 amino acids)
Biological process (GO): cellular response to heat
Cellular component (GO): cytoplasm; cytosol
Molecular function (GO): ATP hydrolysis activity; ATP binding
Source: RefSeq, a predicted model, not a curated record